Molecule: messenger RNA, 4705 nt
Organism: Cyprinodon tularosa
Lineage: Eukaryota; Metazoa; Chordata; Actinopteri; Cyprinodontiformes; Cyprinodontidae
Gene: kcnn1b
Product: potassium intermediate/small conductance calcium-activated channel, subfamily N, member 1b
Exons: 10
Coding region: 237-2972 (911 amino acids)
Biological process (GO): potassium ion transmembrane transport
Cellular component (GO): neuron projection; plasma membrane; neuronal cell body
Molecular function (GO): small conductance calcium-activated potassium channel activity; calmodulin binding
Source: RefSeq, a predicted model, not a curated record
CUUCCUUCAUGUUGAAUUCUAAUUAUUACUUUCAAAGGAAAGCAUCUCUAAAGCUCCUUUAUCAAGUGUCCAGACUGGGAGCAGACAAGCGGCUAUCUAAAACCCACUCAGGCUGCUCCUCUUCUUCACCUUGACACAUCUUUUCUGUUGAUGGGGGGCAUUUUGGUUUGCAUGCUGCAUCUUCAAGUUUGGAUAGAAUAAAAAAGAAAAGCAGGAAGGAGUCUUGCAGUGAAAACAUGAGGUUGAUUCUGGUUAAACCCACCAAUGCGACAAGACGUCUUGACUCAACAGGUGAAGUCUUUCAAGAUGGAGAACAUCAACCUUGCGCUACAGGAGGUCCUGAGGAGAAACACCAUCCGUUCUCUGGAAGCCCAGGCAAGUCCUCCUCAUCUCCCCAGAAGAAGAGUAUCUGCUGUGCUUCAUCUUCCCUCCAUGAGAAAUCUAAUGGAAUCUGUCCUCCAAGAGGUUUGGCUCAGAGGUCACCUGAGAAAACCCAGAACCUCUCACUGUCACAGCUCAGUGACCAAGAUUGGCAGAUGCUUUGUGGCGAGGAUCUACGCUUAGCAGGAAGAACCGAAGAUGCUGUGGAAAAUUCAACUCAUAGGGAUAGAUGUGGCUGCCCCUGUCCGGAUGCUCUCCAACAGGCUGAAGUCUUAAGCUUACAGCCACAAUCAAAUAGAGAAAACAUCUCAAGAGUGCGAAGUAAAAGAAGUGUUUCAUCACCUCAUACCCUGCCCUUCUCUGAAAGCAUCCACCCUUCCACCACUUGCCAGGUUUCAACACAACCACCAAAUAACAAAGAUCAUCGAAAACCUCCUACAUACCACACAAAGAACACCAUCGUGCCUCAGUGCUAUGAGCAAGAUGGUGAUAAAGAACAGCGCUGCAGAGCCAGAGACUGCAGCCGUUUAGCUCCGUCAGAGCUGUUCAACAUUCCUCUGAACUCAGCUCAGUGUGCCAUAGCGAAUAACAAACUUUCUACAGUUGGUUCAGAUGUCAACUGGAGCGAGCUUUUUGGCAAAGAACCUCUUUUGGCGCAGCAGUACCAAAGGAGAGAAUCUCACUGCUCACUAACUGGUGAUCAAACAUGGAAGCCAUCUGGAGAGUCAGCAUUUGCGCUCAAGUGUCGCCAUCUUCCUUACAACCGCCUGACCAGAAUGCCGUGGGGAAAGAGGUCAGUUACACCAGCCAGUCAGAGAAGUUUCAUGUCUUUCUCCACCAGCCAGUGUAGUUUGCUUGAAAACCAGGAUUUAACAGAGAGAACAAGAGAGCAAGAGGGUCAGGAAGCAUUACCACAUCUCAUUGCAUCCAAACUAUCUCCUCCCAAACCAUUUCCUCCAUUUACCGAGACCCUAGAUAGUGACAAUGUCCAAAAUGGGGAUGCAGUGCGGCCACUCAGCAGCCUGGGUACUUUAAGCUCAAGUUUUGCAGAUUUUCCUUCAGACCAGCAGCAACUUCAGCUGCUUCACAGUGCCAUCCUAGACGACACCUUGUCCAAGACAACUGGAGAAGACUCUAGUAAGGCCACAAGAGAGAGCCUGAACACGUCCGAGGGAAGCAAACCACAUAAGAAGACGAAGGACAUCAGCUAUCGGCUGGGUCAGAGGAGAGCCUUGUUUGGGAAGCGCAAACAGCUGAGCGACUACGCGCUGGUCUGUGGGAUGUUUGGUAUUAUUGCCAUGGUCAUUGAGACAGAGCUUUCGAGGGCUUUUUACACUAAGGAAUCCAUCUAUUCUUAUGUACUGAAAGGUUUGAUCAGCAUUUCAACCGCAAUUCUGCUUGGACUCAUUCUGAUGUACCAUGUGAGAGAAAUACAGCUCUUCAUGGUAGACAAUGGGGCAGAUGACUGGAGAAUAGCAAUGACCUUUGAGAGGAUCCUCUUAAUUGCGUUGGAGCUCCUUAUCUGUGCCAUCCAUCCAAUCCCAGGCCAGUAUGUGUUCACCUGGACGGCACGCCUGGCCUUCAGCUACACAUCAUCUGUGGCAGAUGCUGAUGUAGACAUCUUUCUUUCUGUGCCGAUGUUCCUGCGCCUCUACCUGAUCGGACGCGUCAUGCUGCUCCACAGCAAACUCUUCACAGACGCCUCCUCACGCAGCAUCGGGGCCCUCAAUAAGAUUAAUUUUGACACUCGUUUUGUCAUGAAGACUCUGAUGACCAUCUGUCCUGGGACUGUCCUCCUGGUCUUUAGUGUGUCCUGUUGGAUCAUUGCAGCAUGGACAGUCCGUGUAUGUGAGAGGUAUCAUGAUGCACAGGAAGUAACAAGCACUUUCUUAGGAGCAAUGUGGUUGAUCUCCAUCACUUUCCUGUCCAUUGGUUAUGGAGAUAUGGUCCCUCACACCUACUGUGGUAAAGGAGUUUGCCUGCUAACAGGAAUUAUGGGGGCAGGUUGCACAGCAUUGGUGGUGGCUGUGGUUGCAAGGAAGUCGGAGCUCACAAGAGCUGAAAAACAUGUGCAUAACUUUAUGAUGGAUACUCAACUUUACAAAAAGAUAAAAAACAUAGCUGCCAAUGUUUUAAGGGAGACUUGGCUCAUCUACAAAAACACAAAGCUGGUAAAGAAGAUCGACCACGCCCGCGUACGCCACCAUCAACGGAAGUUCCUUCAGGCCAUUCACCAACUGAGAAGACUCAAAAUGGAGCAAAGGAAACUAACUGACCAGGCAAAUACUGUGGCUGAUCUUGCAAAGACUCAGAACAUGAUGUACGAUCUGGUCUCAGACCUGCAACAUCGAACUGGGGAGCUGGACAAGAGGAUUGUUGCUCUGGAAGAGAAACUGGACUCCAUCCUUCAUGGAGUGCAGUCACUGCCAGUUGUGUUGUCUCAAGCAAUAGCAAAACUUCAAAAAGAUUUCCUGGACGACCUAGCCUGUCGCGUCCACUUCCUGUCAUCCUCUCUAAGUUCAGAGUGCUGUUCAACGCAUCCCAAGCAGCUGUGUCCAGGAUCAAGCACACCAGAGACGCCAUACAGCUGAGACGCCGCUUUGAUUUUGCCAUGUUUUAUAUAAAUUGGUUGGAAUUUCAACAAGUAAUAAUUUCACCUCAGAGUAAAAUAUUGAUGCUUAGACUUACACGUGUGACUUUUGAGUCAUAUGCUCAGGAUUUUAUAGUAAGUGCAAUGUAAGAGAUUUUAUAUCUGCUUAAAAGAAAUUAUUUGGUCGAGAAAACAAAAUAGUUCCUUCACAAGUGCUUAAUUUUAAAAGGUCAACCAAGGGAGUCUUCUGCUCCUAUUAUUCAGCAGCUGGAAUUCCUCCAAUAAAUUAAGCUUCUUAGAGAAUAUACUGCCCGUUUUCAAUAGAAUGAAAAAGUUGGAAGAUUUUAACACAAACAUCUUUCCUAAUAUGAACAGGAAUGAAUAAAGAAUCUCUUUAGAAGUAAAAGUUGCAUGCUGUCAAGUGUCCAAUGCAUUAUUUUGGUUAUUUUAGAGAGAACGCUAUAUUUCCUGUGAGAAUCUAGAAUAAGAAUAUACAUAUUAUUAUAUAUAUGCCUAUAUUAUUUAAUUUCCCUUUGGGAUUAAUGAAGUGACUUUGAAUUUUUAUUGAAUUUAUUCUAAAACACAAGAAGUGAUAUUUGGGUUACUUACUAACAUAAAUGGAAGGAGAAUAUCUUUUCAUAUAUUAAUUUUCCUAUUUUUUUUUUCUUUUCUAUUAAUUGUUGCUAUCUUGCUAAAUAUAUUCUCAUUUGGUAAUUUUAUGAGGUAAUUUUGACUUUGUACUUUCAGAUUUUAAGUAAGUAUAUUAUAUUAAUUUUUUGAGGCAGCAAUAAUUAUUUUCAACUCAAAAACCCAAAAGGAAUUUUGAUCAGUUGCUGUCUUUUUUUCUUAUUAAUAUUGGCAUUGGUAGAUUAUGUAUACAUUUCAUAAACAAUAUCUAGCCGUUCUGAAACUGUAGGGAACCUUAGAAGCAGUCAGUGUCUUGUAAGCUGUUUUUGCAGUUUUUGCAUUCUAAGUAAAAAAUGUUAAAUACUUAUUAGCCUGUUUGAUCAGGAAAUCACAGGUCCCAAAAACAAAAAUAAGAACUACAAAGGUAAUUUAUUACUGAACAAGUAUACACAUCUCUUUGUGGCUCUGUCGCCCAAAAAGGGUUUAUUUUUGCACAUUCCCAAAAAACAUUGUAUUGAUCAUAGACAUGAACGCCACACAGCCUGCAAGAAUUACCACCACUUUGAUCAAAAUUUGCUUUUUGCUUUGGUGUUAUUUAAAAAAAAUUAUAUAUAAAACCUGCCAUUUCCAAUUAAACUUAUUAAUCUUGAGGGAGUUUACACAUGUCCAAUGCAAGACACAAUGAAUUGCUUUCUUUUCCCCAUUUUUAAUAUGAUUUCGUAGAGUGGGACUUUUACUUUGACCUUGGGUCAAAGCCACACCAUCUGUAUUUUAUCACUCAACUGGUAUUCUAGUUUAUUACAAACCUUUCAUUGGGGUUUAAUAGAUUUAAAGCACAUAUAAAUACUGCAAUUUAUAUUACAUAGAAAAAUAGUAUCUAUAAUAAAUGUAACUGUUUAUAACGUGCAUAUUUAUUGUUGAAGUUUAUGGUUGUACAUGAUUUAUAGUGAGCAAGAGCAGUUUUACAAAACAAUGAUUGGAAAUGUAUUACGAUAUAAAACCUUGUAUAAUUUCAUUGAAGCAAAAGCUGGAUUAUUUUUGAGUCAUUCAAUUUAAAGCAAUAACAGUUUGUUGAUCUAAGUGUUUUUCUUUUAUUAAACUGUCAGA